This is a messenger RNA of Medioppia subpectinata, 891 nucleotides long. Lineage: Eukaryota; Metazoa; Arthropoda; Arachnida; Sarcoptiformes; Oppiidae. The record is from the annotation of a GenBank genome assembly.
AUGGAUAGGCUAUGUAUGGCCCAGAAGUAUCGGUGCGAUAGGGAAGAGGUGAACGCCGACCUAAGAAUAAAGGAAAUGUUUUUGUUUGCCGCCGACCAGCAGGACUUCCCCACCAACGAGGUUCAAAUGAAGGCAUUUUGCAACAAAAACACUGCCAAUACAUGUAAGUCCCGGCGCCGGACACAGGACUUUCAACGGGUGGGCGCGUGCGGUAACGCCGCCCGUAAAGGUGCGCGCAAGUGUUGGAACAAUUGGAUUGACACCACGUACUCCAUAACCCGGAUAAGCGAUCAUAAGCUUAAGAUACCGAUGGCAUGUUGUUACGUAUCCCAAAUGGGUCUGUGUUUGACAAAGGCGUAUGAAAAGCAGCCAAAACUAUGUAAACAAAAGUCGAUUGAAUACUUGGACAAUAUGUUUGAUACAUACCUAUCGGACUCAAUGGCGUUAAUGUGCGGCGAUUACGGCAAGGAUAACGAUAUGGUAUGUAUGGGCCAGGAGUACAAAUGCGAUGUGGAGCAGCCAAAAGCCGACCAAUUGAUCAAGGAGAUGUUCAUGUUUGCGGCCGACAAACAAAAAUUUCCCACCAACGAGACCGAGAUGAAACAAUUUUGCGAUGCAAGUAAACAGCGCGAGAAAGACCUGAAACAAUACGGCGAUACGUGUUUGCAAAAUAUGGAGAAAACAGUAUUGAAUUUAUUCGUGUAUUCAGUGGUCAAGCAUUCGGUGGGUGUCUGUAAAUUCAAACGCCGCGGACUCGAGUUUCAACAGAUGGGCAAAUGUGGUAACUCUGACCGUAAGACUAAUAAGAAAUGCUGGAACGACUGGAUGGCCACUUUGCAAGGCAUCGCAAAUACCACCAAUGAUAAACUUAAAAUACCGCUCGCAUGUUGG